Messenger RNA from Symbiodinium sp. CCMP2592, 3294 nucleotides. Lineage: Eukaryota; Dinophyceae; Suessiales; Symbiodiniaceae. The record is from the annotation of a GenBank genome assembly.
AUGCAGCCCCACCAGGGGUCUGACUUGGCCAAUCACAGCAAGAACAAGAAGCACAUGAACGCCUUGGAGGAAUUGCAGGCUGCUCAAGCUCGGCAGGCUGGGUCAGUUGAUGAUUCUGUGCCUGAGCCAGCUGCAAGGCAUGGGAUAGUUUCAGGGCUGACCACAACGGUGCCAAGGAUGGACACUUGGGUUGCAGCUCUCAAUGGGGUGUUGAAACGAGCUUCAUUCGAAUCGGCAGUGGAUGAUGCUGCAAGUGGCAGCGUCGGGUCUUCGUUACUGGGCCCAGAGGCGGAUUCGUCUUCAACGGUGACUCGAAAGUUGCUUCAAUGUUUGCGCGCCCCCCUCGAUGAGGAAGACCUUUGGGCGAUGCAGAACUCGGUUGCAUCCUCCAUCGGUAUCGACAAAGGAGGAGUGUACUUGGUAGCGUACGCACGUACGUUGACGAAGGCAGGAGGCCUGUACGAGUUCUUGCUCGGGAUCGACAGCAACACAAGCCCUGAUUCGGACGAGGCUGAUGCGGCUCGUGUGACUGUGGAAGCUCUGAAACGCAUUUUGCUCAGGGCAGCAACAAAGAGGGGAACUCAACGCCGGGAGACGCCAUACUUUGGGCCAGAUGAUGUGGCAGAUGAUCGGGCCGCACAGGCCUUUUGUGAUUCUGUUGUAUCCAUCACAGCUGACGGCGGGCCGACAGAGCAGAGGGCUGCCUAUGAAUGCAGUCCCCGAGUGGGGGAGCUAGUUGGCGUGCCUGGCAGACAGGCCCUCUUUCCCCAUUGCGGGCUGAUAACCCGUGACAGGGCUCAUCGUGUCAGGUCUGUGCAGAAGCUUUUUUUCUCGAAACUUCCGCCGGUAUUCCAAGAGUUUAUAAAUUCCUUGAUGCUGGGACCGCGCAGCCUCUGCAGCUUGAUUCAGCAAUCAGAGAAGUUCCGCAAGGCUUUCACCGACAAGCAGAAGAAGUUUCGUUCGGCGGCUGGGGAAGAAGAGCUCGAGACUGCCAUUGGAUUCAGCAACUUGAUCAAGUCUAUGAGUUUUGCCGAUCACCGCUUCGACAGCCGCAUCCGCCCUUUGCACCGGCUGUUCCGCUUGCUUGUGGUUGUUUUGGCUAUGCUUGAAGACAUCGCAAGUGGCCGGGGUCCUUGGCAGCCGGAGGACAAAGCCUUUGCCACAGAACUCCUCCUGCAGUUCAGUGGGGACCAGGGGUUCAACGUCGUUGUGUCGGCAGCCCUUGUGGCUGACACCAUGAUUGUGGCGGCACCUUUUUUGCGGGUGGCUGAUGAAUCAAAUGCAGACUUUGCAUUGUCGGCCGAUGCCGCUGCAAAGUGCCUCGCGGAUUUGCGGCACUUGCUCAAGGAUGGGGGCAUUUGGCUGCCUCAAGCAAAGGACACUUUGGUACAUGGCGUGCUCCGCGCCAUAAAAGACAAGCUGAUCUUUUGUGGCGAGGGGUCCAAGGCCCAGGCUGUUGCCAUCAGGUUCUACGCCAUCUUCGAAGCCUUCUUCAAGAGCCACUUCCCGGGCUAUGAGGAAGCCAAUUGUAUGGUAUUGUUCAACUUGCAAGUGGAGCUGUCUUUGAGCGACCGUGAAAAAUUCACGAAAAGCUUAGCUGAACGUCUGGGCCUGGACGGCGGAAAGGCGUGGGAGUCCAUUGUGGGGAACGGCCGCUCAACUGGUCUUCUGGCCCAAGCCCGCUAUUGGAAUUCCCCAGCUGGGAUUGCUGCAGCUGGAGAUGAGAAAGGAGGUCCUCACCGUUGCCAUCCUCCCGAGUCUCCACAUCAGAAGGCCUGGCUGAGAGUCUGGAAAGACUUGAGCAAGCAGCGGUCAGAUUGCCACAAGGAUGCUAAGCGCUUGAUUGAAUUCUAUCUUGCGUCUCUGUCAGGGACAGGGACGAUUGAAAGAUUCAUCGGCUGCAUUGGCUCCCUCAAGACACCUGGCAGGAAUACCGUGCAUGACAGGAGCUUGGAGGCAAGUCUGAAGCUCCUCCAACAAGAUCUGCACGGCCGCAGGCGGGAGAGACUGUCUCCAAAGUCUCUCUUAAGCAAGGAUGCCCCAGCAACAACUUCAGGGGGUGCCACUGUGCUGCAUCCUGCGACUCCCUAUUUGCUGAAAUGCCAGAGGCUGUAUUCACAAUGGUUUGGGGAGCGUGCCAGUGUUGGUCGAAGCUUGGAAGUGGCUAGUCUGGCUGAUCUGGGCAAGAGCAUGGUUCAACAGAAAAAGCCACGACUCAAGGCAUCGAAAGCUUGCAGCAAGUCGUCUGAGGCCGAGCAGCUGAAGCAGCACACCGCGUCGUGCAAUGCAGCUGUUGCCCAGAUUAAAUCUGGGGAUGUUCCUGAAACUGUCUUGGGCACCGUGCUUCCUGCACCUGGGCCAACCAAGAACAUGCUCGGGGACAUGGCGGACGAGGCAUGGCAGAUGCGCAAGCGACGAAAGCUUCAAGAUGCUGAGCCCAAACCUGUUCCAGAUGUGGCCUCAUCCUCUGCGUCCACACCUUCUGCAAUGGCAGCUCUACUGGCAUCCAAGCCAGCCUCGGACAACAACGAUGUUGAUGGUCUGGAUUGGUCCAAGGCUGUGGCGGCUGUGAAAAAGCAAGCUGAGGUUGCUGAAAAAAGAGCUGCGGCACAGGCUGCUGCCGUUCCGGGCCAACCUGCAAGUUUCGUUGAUUCAACAGGUGGCAGCAUGUUGGUGAAGCCUGAGGGUGCUCCUCUCCGUCAACCUGCUGUGCCCAAGGCGCUGCCUUUGCACCCCACUGUGCUUCUGGGGGAAGGCGUGCGGAAGUCACGUAGACUGCCCCUGCCAAGCGGAUGCGUCUUCACGAACUUCCCCAAAACGGCUGACAUUGUGUUGGUGUCAUCUGUGACAGCUGCCUGGGAAACGGCAGAGGCAUUGCUAGCUCGGCUGGAGGGCGCUUGGCUGCAGGACUUGGAGAACCGCAAGGUCAAGUUCAACGGAAGCAUGCACAAGCAGCAUUUCAUUUUCUUCAUCACUGGUUCUUUUGCAGCUGCUCAUCCACAGCAUUCCCGAGCUUUGCAAGCGUGUUGCGAGCGGAGUCCUUUGAUGAAGUCUGCAACUGCCAAAGCACAUGUCAAACGGUUGGAAGUGCACUCUGGGACAGUGCAAGACUAUGUGGGUCAUGGCAAGAAGCUGCUCUAUCCAAAGCUGACAUAUGAGCUUGUUGUGGGCACUGGUGAGGCUCAACGUGAGACUCAACAUCAGGCUGAAGGUGAGCUUCGAGCCUCCUCGACUCAGCAGUUGGACUUGCGACAGUUGCUCAGCCUUUGCGGACGCUGUGUUGAGGCGACAUGA